Messenger RNA from Nicotiana attenuata, 597 nucleotides. RefSeq lists its product as uncharacterized. Bases 1 to 597 code for a protein of 198 amino acids. Gene Ontology annotation, molecular function: RNA-DNA hybrid ribonuclease activity; nucleic acid binding. The record is from RefSeq and is a predicted model, not a curated record. The transcript has 3 exons. NCBI's taxonomy places the organism in Eukaryota, Viridiplantae, Streptophyta, Magnoliopsida, Solanales, Solanaceae.
AUGCAUUUUGCAUGGGAAUAUCACUUUUUCACUGAAAGGAACCCUUUUAAAAUCAAGAAAAUUGCCAUUGAGACUAGGUGGUACAAACCAUCAAUAAAUACUAUUAAACUUAACUGUGAUGGUGCUUUCUCUUCUACUAACAAUGCAGUAGGAAUUGGUGGAACAUUUCGCAAUAGUAAUGGUGAUUGGAUCUUGGGUUAUCAAAAAAGGACUCAUGCUGCCUCCCCAAUUCAUGUUGAACUACUAGCUCUCCUGGAAGGGCUAAUAAUUGCACUAGACUUUAAAGAGACAAACAUGGAAAUUGAAACUGAUAGCACAGAUGUCAUUACACUAUUGCAUGAAGACUGGGAAAUAGAAAGGAACUUCAAGGUCUGCGGACGCCAGCAGAUCUACCUCGAGUCUCUAAAAGCAGCUCCGAGCUUAAACGCCUCACGGACAGCUGGGACCCGUGCCAAAAUCUGCACAAGAAGUGCAGAGGCAUUCUUCGCAAAUGCAAAGAAGUUGCUCGCAAAUACGAUCCUGAUAGGUUUUGGAAUGUUCGCAAAUGCGAACACUGAUCUCGCAAUUGCAAGAUCAGAGACCAGCACCAGAAACUGA